Molecule: messenger RNA, 1967 nt
Organism: Chara braunii
Lineage: Eukaryota; Viridiplantae; Streptophyta; Charophyceae; Charales; Characeae
Source: the annotation of a GenBank genome assembly
GUUUUUUUUUUUUUUUUUUUUUUUUUGAGACGAAAGAAAGCCAUUGCAUUAUUGUUGUGGUAUGUCAUUUCGAUGCAUGAACCAUGCCCUGUCAGAAGCAAAAUUAAUGCCUUAGAAGGUCGUUGGUAAGUAGGAUUUGGAAAAAAAAAAAAAAAAAAAGGAAAAAAAAGUAGGAUUUGGAUAGCUCAGUAGCAGGUUUCAUGCCUGGGUUUAAAGCCCUUGAAGGAUAGAAAACAGAAGGAUGCCAUACUCCCGUUGUUGAUGUUAAUCAGGGGAAAGAAGAAGAGAACAGGGAGAGGGUUGCACGACGGAAAGAAUCAGGGGCGGCAAGUAGAGGAUGUGGACAGGGUUCUAAACGAACGCGCAGUGGGGAGAGAAGGGAGAGUGGAGGAGGAGGAGGAGASGAGGAGGGAGAGUUCGUGUGCGCUUCGGCCGUCAUCGAGAGGGAGGAACGGUGCAGAGGAGAGCAUCAGCGAGGGGAGGUGAUAGAGGGCGUGCUCGGAGUGUGGAGAUUGAGAGAGAGCCCUCCAAGGAGAGAGCUCAGAAGAGCGCCGCCUUUGCUGGUGCUCCAGCGGAUAGGUGGCACAGGGCAGACACAUGUACGGCGGAGAUGUGAAGUGUCAGCACUUGUAAUUGACGGAUAGGAUUUGAACACUUGCAAGGCUGGUUAUGCUGGAGAAGAUCCGCCGAAAAAUUAGGUCAUCUACCCCGGCAGCAGACGCUGCGCAGACCGGCUGGCGAAGGUUGUGCCGGGUUGGUCAGGAGGCAUCCAUACCCGUGCUAGCGCGACCUUUCACGUCCGUACCUGUACGAGCUCGACCACUGGUCGGCUCUGUGUUGCCGCUGCUGUGGCCAUGGCAUUGACCGAGGCGCAAUGCGUAGAGUUCAGGGAAGCCUUCUGCUUUUUCGAUCGGGAUCGGGAUGGGCAGAUUCAGACGAAGGAGAUCGGGGCAGUGAUGCGUGCUCUGGGUCUGAACCCGACGGAGGCAGACUUGAGUGACAUCGUGGACAGCGCAGCCGCCAAUGGCAAGGACAGCGUGGACGUCAACGAAUUCCUCUCAUUGAUGGGAAAGAACAUGAAGGAGGAGUCGGAGGACGAGCUGAAGGAAGCCUUCAAAGUUUUCGACAAAGAUCAAGACGGUGUCAUCUCCGCUGGCGAGCUGCGGCAUGUGAUGAGCAGCCUCGGCGAGAGGCUAGGUGAUGACGAGAUUGAUGAAAUGCUGAAGGAGGCUGACCCGACUAGCUGUGGGGAUGUCAACUACGACCAGUUCGUCAAGGUCAUGAUGGCGCGACGGUAGAUAGAUAUGGUUCCCGGUAGAUGGUUGUGUUUGUGUCUGCAAGUCUGCCUUCUUGUCUUCGUCAACGUAACAUAGCAGUCUUUGUCCACUGUCCUUUGGGACAUCUUGUUAAAACUUGCAAGUGGAAAGGUAGGAAAGAUACAGAGGUGCUAGAUUACUAGCGUAUUAUGACUUUUGGCGAGAGGAUUGACAUGCACAGAUCGAGAAAUGGUCCAAGUUAAGGGGGAACGAUCAAGAAAAAGAGGAGUCUUAAAAAGUCACAAAUUUUAAAAACGAAAAAACAAGCAAACAAUUCUAUUCAAUUGCAGAGCAGGGAGGGUCCUCUCUGAGUUUACAGUCAGUGACAUUCAGUUGCAGUAUUUUUGGUUAGCCAUUUCGCUAUCAUGGUGGUUUUGGGGGGGGGGGGGGGGGGNGGGGGGGGGGGGGGGGACUAGACCGUGGAUGUGGCGAGAGUUGAGAUCCCGACGGAGGGAGACCUUUGCUUAUCUGCUCUGAUAAGCGAGAGAGAGAGAGAGCCACGUGGUCGUGGAACGUCAGGGCAUUGUCACAGUAGAACUUUCCGGGAAGGUUUGACCGCAAUUACAGCCGGACCAGGAUGUAUCUGGACCACAAAUACGCCCAAAGCUCAGUCGAAGCUCGUCUUCGCCCGAAUAAAGCUCACUGUCAUCA